AUGGAUAAUCACCUGCAAAACACUUAUGAUAUCCUCUCAAGCGACGAAAAACGGUCUGGCGUUGAGGAAAGAUGGGUUUCCUUCCAACCGUACCUUCUUUCCAAAGGCUACCGACUCCGACCACGCUACCAACCCAACUGGGUUCCCUCAUGGAAGACUAAUACUGACUUGUGCGUGUCGGACUGUGAGGAUAGCAAAGAUUCCAUGCCGGUGCGAGUGCUUGAUGCGACCAGAGCAGCGGACAAUCUCCAGGUUAUCAUCAAAAUGUUGGUGCCCGAGCAGACAGAAGGCCAAAACGAAUUAGCUGUGCUCGAACGUUUUAGUUCCCCGGAACUCAAAGACCAUCCAGACAAUCAUGUAGUGCGAUGUUUAGACUCGUUUCCCAUACCUGGCGAGCAAUCCGGCUAUUUCAUUGUGAUGCCGUUGCUUGGAGGAUAUCGUGACCCACCCUUCAGAACCCUUGCGGAAGUACACGAUUUCCUACAACAGAUUUUCAAGGGCCUGAUAUUCAUGCACGAGAACAGCACCGUACACUGUGAUAUAGCAUCAGCCAACAUAAUGAUGGACUCCCGUCCUCUAUACAACGAACCGUUUCAUCCAGUAUAUCAAACACUCUCCCUUGAUAUCCAACGUAGAAUAUACCCCAAGUACUCCCGGCUCGAGAAGCGUGUACGAUACUAUUUCAUUGACAUGGGUUUCGCAACGUGGUUCCCUGAUCCAAGCGUACCACGUCUGCUGACCGGAAAACUGGCACGAAUAUUAGCGCCGGAGCAAAAGAUUAAUCAACCAUACGAUCCGUUCUUAGUGGACAUUUACCAACUUGGUACAGUUAUCAAACAAGACCUUAUACCAUUGAACAAAACACUGGACCUUCUCAAACUACUCGCAGAGGAGAUGACUCGUUCGGACCCGUCCGCCCGUCCGACCCUCGCACAUGCUCAGCGAACAAUGAACACUGCAUUCCUCGGGCUGAGUGGAUAG
This is a messenger RNA of Rhizoctonia solani, 981 nucleotides long. Its product is annotated as kinase domain protein. The coding region runs from base 1 to 981 and encodes 326 amino acids. The transcript has 6 exons. Gene Ontology annotation, biological process: protein phosphorylation. Lineage: Eukaryota; Fungi; Basidiomycota; Agaricomycetes; Cantharellales; Ceratobasidiaceae. Gene Ontology annotation, molecular function: ATP binding; protein kinase activity. The record is from RefSeq and is a predicted model, not a curated record.